ACCGGAAGAAAACCCGAACGUUCAACCGACUCUCUUGUCAAUUGCAACGAUAAAUAGUAGCGCAAUGUGCUUCGAACGGGUUCAAUCGUUCGAUAGUAGCGAAGCGUGCAGGUCGCUGCCGCUAGUGUAGUGUGUCUAGGUUGUAGCAUACGUUGUUGUUUUGGGUGAAAUUUUAAUGAGCUUUUUUUACGUUCAGUGAACUUUUGAUAGAAAGGAAGAGUUUGUUUGCCUACUAGAAUAACAAGGAAAAGAAUGUUUCUAGUCGAGUGCUAGGUUUAGCCGUGGGUUAGAUCUACGAUUUAGUGUUUCGCUAGUGAAGACUCGUUUAAAAAAGUUCAAAGAGCAUGGCCUUAGUUUUACGGUACCUUUUCGAUUCGUACACGUUUUACUUCAGAGAGUACAAUGAUCCCAGAGUGGAACAUUUUCCUUUACUCGGAUCGCCGUGGCCAGUGUUGUUGGUGAUAAUUCUGUAUCUGAAGUUCUGCUGCAGCUGGGGUCCCCGACUGAUGGAGAACCGAAAACCGUUCUGUCUCAAGUCGGUCAUGAACGUGUACAAUUUUUGCCAGAUUUUGAUAAAUCUGUACAUCGGUGUAGUUGGGCUGAACAAUUCAUAUUUUGCGAAUGAUUUCAACCGAUUGUGUGAACCGAUCAACCAAAAAGUCUCCGCUUCUAGAGGCAAGCUUAUCUUCGUUUCGUACUUGUACUUCAUAUCCAAGAUUGUUGAUCUGCUGGAUACAAUAUUUUUCGUGUUGCGGAAAAAGAACAAUCAAAUAACAUUUUUACAUAUCUAUCACCAUGCGGGUAUGGUAGCAGCUACUUACGUGUUUUCAAAGUUCAUCUCGGCCUUCACACAGGACACAGCAGCCUCAGCCAGCCAGGGAAGCCACGCGACGCUGCUUGGGCUGAUCAACAGUUAUGUGCAUGUCAUCAUGUACUUCUAUUACUUCCUGACCUCGUUCCGGCCGGAGCUGAAGAAUUCUCUCUGGUGGAAAAAGCACAUCACGCAGGUUCAAUUGCUACAAUUUCUGAUUCUCAUGGUACACUUCGGACUGCCGCUGCUGCUAGGCUACUGCGACUACCCGAAGGCUAUACUACUAAUCGGUUUCACGCAGAAUCUUUUCAUGUUCAUACUGUUUGCCGACUUCUACGUCAAGGCCUACUUCAAAAAGCGAAAGUCGAGUACAGUGACGGUGACGCAGAACGCCGACGGGAGCCCACUCGAAUCCGCCACCAUUAGCACAGACAGAUCCAUUAAACAUUCAUGAGAUGAUAUUGAAUUGAAACCCCACCAAAUUAAUCAUUUACUCCAUCGCCCAUACUCAAUGCAGCCACCACCAGUGCCUCCAAAUGCGACAAUUAUGUUGUGUUUUUGUGUAUUACAUUAUUUUAAAAUUGAUGGUUUUUCGAUAAGAGGAAAUCAAGGACUUUUGAAUUUUUGUAACGAACAAACACGACAAAUUGUACGUAGGUUCUGGUUGGCGUGCAUUGUUAUUUAUUAGGCAUCCACAUAGCAAAUAUUAUCUAGUUGUGCAUUUUUAUUUCGAGCCCACAAUAAACAGUCGAUUGAAUUAAUGAUGUUAUCUGAUCCCUAAACCAAACAAUUGUAUGCCUUUAUUAUACUGAUAGAAAGCAGUGAAAAAAUGUAGAUUUGAGCCAUAACCUUUAGGGACAAGUUCAUCGAUCAAACCUUUUCAUACCACCAAUCUUUGACAUCUUGUGGUUUCUCUUCGAUAGAGUUUUUUUUAAAUUGCUUUUUUACAACCUUUGAGAUAUUUUUGGAACCAAAAAUAUAUAUAAAUAAAAUGAAAUUUAUUAUCAAAAUUAAUUUUUGAAAGAAAACUUAAAUUAUGACAUAAAAUAUGGCAAAAUGUUAU
Messenger RNA from Wyeomyia smithii (pitcher-plant mosquito), 1874 nucleotides. RefSeq names its product elongation of very long chain fatty acids protein AAEL008004-like. Lineage: Eukaryota; Metazoa; Arthropoda; Insecta; Diptera; Culicidae. Gene Ontology annotation, cellular component: endoplasmic reticulum membrane. The record is from RefSeq and is a predicted model, not a curated record. Gene Ontology annotation, biological process: very long-chain fatty acid biosynthetic process; fatty acid elongation, saturated fatty acid; fatty acid elongation, polyunsaturated fatty acid. Bases 345 to 1265 code for a protein of 306 amino acids. The transcript is spliced from 6 exons. Gene Ontology annotation, molecular function: fatty acid elongase activity.